UGUAUGCUGCUCCGGGGUUUGAAAGCACGGAGCGCUGUGAUGAGCCUGCACACUAUCUAAACUGCUUCCUCACUGUAACAACGGCUAACGUUACUCUCUGAAGCAAAAUCUGGAGACCACUCCGCUUCCCGCUGUGUGUAUACCAUGGCGUCUAAACCUCACCCUCCUCUGAUGAAGAAGCACAGCCAGACAGACCUGAUAAGCCGUCUAAAGAGCAGGAAGAUCCUUGGAGUCGGUGGCGAGGAUGAUGAUGGUGAAGUGCACCGCUCAAAGAUCAGUCAGAUGCUCGGAAAUGAGAUGAAGUUUGCAGUGCGAGAGCCUAUCGGGCUUAGGGUAUGGAUACUCAUCUCUGCAGUGGGUUUCACAGUUAUGGCCGUGAUGGCUCUUGUGUUUCCCAACCAGCUAUAUGAGGUUGUUUUUGAGGAGGAGCUCUUCACGACUAGCAUUUCCAUUCGCCUUUAUGGAGGAGCACUGCUUAGCCUGGCCCUCAUCAUGUGGAAUGGUCUCUACACAGCAGAAAAGAUCGUCAUCCAGUGGACUCUGCUCAGUGAAGCCUGCUACUUUGCUGUCCAGUUUCUUGUGACGUCCGUCACCUUAAUCGAGAUCGGCAUCCUGCCCAAUGCAGCCAUUCUCCUGCUCCUCAGUCGGGUGCUCUUCCUGCUGGUCACAAUGUCCUACUACUACCACCUGGGCCGUAAGCUGAAGAAGAUCUGAGCUGACUGGUUGAUACUUCCAGGGAGGGGUCAGCUGAGCACAGGUCACAAACAUGGGCUCAGAAGGUUUGGAAAAUGAUUUGAUUGGGACUUGGUUGGAGCAUUACUUUGCCAGUGGACACCCCCUGCCCCCUUCCCUGGGGUCUAGCCUAUUGUAACUCCCAGUAUUCAACAGAUGAGCCGAGUCCCACAUUCCAGACAACUAGAACAAAAAACCUCAUAGUGAAAGUAAAUUACUCUGUCUGGGUUGUGAGGUCAAGACCCUCUUGACACACAUUUUUUCUUUUGCAGUUCUGAGUGCUGUAAUUACAAAGAAGGAAAUAGCAGUUUGUAGUGAAUUGCGUUCUUUUGUCUCAUAGUUAUAUGAUUUAAUUUGUACAGUACAUCUGACUAUGUUCAUGUAUAGCCGGGUGAUUUCCAGAUUCAGUAUUUAGUGUUAUCUAAAGUUGCAUCUUGACACCGCAUCUUAAUCACGCUCAAGGACCGAAAGUUUGUGCUCUUUCCUGUUUGAUGCAGUCGGUGUUAACUCAUACUGUAUGUAAUCUAAUAUGUGCUCUGGCAUGCUUCUCUGACAGCUCAUUAUUAGACACUUUAAAUGGGAAAAGCAUCCUGCUUAGUGAAAAUGUAUGGACAGUCAGGUUAGCUAAAUGCUGGAUUAGUGACAGUGAACCUUUUCUUAUACUGCUGACAGCUUUCUUGGUCAGAACACUGAGGAAAUACCAAAAUCCGUCAGUUUUUACUCUCAAAGGUGCACAUCAACCAUAUUCAUAUUUAGAUUACCCAAAAAAGAAAUUCUAAAUCUAAACAUAUUUUCAGGGACAAAGUGAUUUGUUUUUUAAAAAAAAAAUUCUCGAGGCAUCAGUCAAGAAGCGCUUCCAAAAGUGAAUAAGAAUUGUUUUGUACACAAUAUUUCCACUACUGCGAUUAAAACCUGUAAUGUUGAGAAAUGUACAUGUGAACUGAUUUGUAGAAGAGAAGCAGUGUUGUUCUCCUUGUUUGUGUGCUGGUAGGCAGGACAUUCGCCUGAGUGAUCUUACAGAAAGCCUUUUAACAUUCUGACCUUUACUGUAACGCUAGUGUCCCAAGCCGAGCAUGUCAGUGUGCAGAGCAAACCAACCUGAGCUGGUUCCUCAUCAGUGAUGUAGCAAAGUUUUUUACAUAAACCUUGUCCUUAGCCUUAAAACUACUAAAAAUAAUAGUCGUCUGCAUCCUACAUCUUGUAUAUAUGUAAAUAAAGGUAUUUACUAUUAUGUGAUGUUCUUGAGAACCGAACAGGGAACUUGUUCAGUAUUAGUAAAACGUCUUUUGAAGAUUGAUCUUUCUCUUGGUGUGUCUUAUUUUGUACCUAAUUGUGUUAUCGAUGUCAUGGAUGCAAUAUAAUCCACCAAAAGAAAUAGGUCAAAAUGUGUAGCAAGCGCCCACCAACUAGAACUCAAUGCUGAUUAAUUAAGAUGUCAUGGAUGCAUUAGCUGAAUACAUCAAAUAAAGCCUAAAAAUGAGAAUUUGAUUUAUAAGGCAGUUAAAAUAAACUAUAUGUGCUUCAAAACAGUUAUAACUCAACACUUAACAGUUUUCACCCAAUCGAUAUGUAAAAUCCAUUUUCUACCUCCCACUACUUUGAAUGCCCCUCAGGGUACGCAACAUCCCAGCUCAGUGUUUCAGAGCAAUGCUAGCAAUGCUCAUUUGUCAACUCGGAUCUUUGCAACUUAAAAACACACUUUAAAAAUAGUUGACUCAUUUUGGAAAUGUAUUUCAAGUCGAACAAGAAACAUACUGUGGGCCUCCUCCAAAGGUGGUCCAUAUUGUUUCAAAUGACCAUGUUCAGUCCUGCCCUAGAAGGGAGUGGUCCUGAGGUCAGAGUAAUUGUGGUUUUGCAGUUGCGAGUCCAGCACUGAAGGCAGAUGUGCUUGUUACUUGGGUGAGUUUUCAGUUCAGAUAGGGAAAACAUGAAACAUGGGUGAGGUCUCUCUUACUCCUGAAAAGUUGUAAUUAUCCUUUUUCCAGUGUUUAAUUAGAUGUAGCUCUCCCGAGUGACAUUGUGUGCCCCAACCUACUCCUCUGUCCUGACUAGCAUGGUAAUUAUGGACUUCAAGAAAAAUGUCAUUCCAUUUCCGUCGAUGCUACAGGCCUCAAAUCAUCAUCCCUGUGAAAUGUUCAAAGGUCUUUAAAGAAGGUUAUUUUAGGAGAGAUGGACAGCUUUUUUUUUUUUGGGGGGGGGGGGGCUGGGACAGAGAGAAGGGAAGGGAGACAAAGAAAUUACACUUUUCAUCCUCCUGUCAUAAUCUAGUCCAAAUAUAACAUUGGUAAAUUUUGUCCUUGACAUUUUAAAGGAAUUGUAAGUUGAGCCUUUCAGUCCCUCUGAUUUAGAUCCAACAUAUAUUGUACUGUUGUGAAAACAAUACCAGAUCAAAUUGUUUCAAGUUGUAGCAUUGUGUUUUUAUGUAUAUAUGUGCUAUAUUGUACGUCAAAAAUGUUAAGUUUGAAAUAAAGCAUUCUACUGUUUAA
Messenger RNA from Etheostoma cragini (Arkansas darter), 3218 nucleotides. Its product is annotated as tumor protein p53-inducible protein 11-like. The transcript has 7 exons. The coding region runs from base 145 to 714 and encodes 189 amino acids. The record is from RefSeq and is a predicted model, not a curated record. Lineage: Eukaryota; Metazoa; Chordata; Actinopteri; Perciformes; Percidae.